This is a messenger RNA of Misgurnus anguillicaudatus (oriental weatherfish), 1640 nucleotides long. NCBI's taxonomy places the organism in Eukaryota, Metazoa, Chordata, Actinopteri, Cypriniformes, Cobitidae. The record is from RefSeq and is a predicted model, not a curated record.
AGUCCGAUUAUCCCAUCGGAGUAAAGUGCCUUGUCCAAUGCAGAGUUGUUUAAAAUGGAUUGUCAGUCUCGAACCCGAACACUUCAAGUGUUUGAUACGGAGUUAAGCGCUGAUACGGUGGAGUGGUGUCCUAUACCAGAAUGGUCUCAUAUUGUGGCAUGUGGGACUUACCAACUUCAAAAAAGCGAUGAUAAGACAGCAGGAGAAUGUACUGCACCGAGCAGAAUAGGUCGACUGUAUCUGUUUCACUGUAACACACAGCGAUCAUUUAGCCCUCCACUCACUGAGACUCAACGCAUAGACACUCCUGCUAUACUGGAUCUUAAGUGGUGUCAUGUGCCGAUAUCAGAGCACCCACUAUUGGGUAUGGCCACCGCUGGAGGAGAAAUUAAGCUGUACAAACUUACCGAGCCUAAGAAGGGCACCUGUGUUCUGGAAUGUGAGUUGAGCACCGUGUUGGGUCCUGACAGGCUGGCAUUAUCAUUAGAUUGGUCUACAGGGAGAGGCGAGAGCAAUGAUGUACGUGUGGUGUCCAGUGACUCUACUGGCUCUCUCACAGUGCUGUCUCUGGGGGAAGCUAGUUUGACUGCCGAGUGUCAGUGGAAAGCUCAUGACUUUGAGGCGUGGAUCUCUGCAUUUAGUUACUGGGAUACUCAGGUUAUUUAUUCGGGUGGUGAUGACUGCAAACUAAAGGGCUGGGAUUUAAGAAUGGGUCCCACUUUUCCUACCUUCACCAGCAAGAGACACACUAUGGGAGUGUGCAGCAUACAUAGUAACCCUCACCGAGAACACAUACUAGCCACUGGAAGCUACGAUGAGAACGUGUUGAUCUGGGAUGGGAGGAAUAUGAAGCAGCCUUUGAGUGAGACUGCUGUCGGUGGGGGCGUUUGGAGACUCAAGUGGCAUCCAAAUCAUGAGCACUUGUUGCUGGCCGCAUGUAUGCAUAAUGACUUCCAUAUUCUCCAUUGCCAGCAAGCUAUAGAUGGACAAGAUGCACCAUGCCCGAUCCUGGCUUCUUAUAUUCUACAUAACUCUUUAGCAUACGGAGCAGACUGGUCCAGAUUGCCCCUUAGCUACUCCGCUCCCCCCUCUCCUCAGGAGCCACCAAAAACCAGCGUCGGGCUCUCUGAGUCUGGAGGUCACCUCAGGAUCCAGUAUGAAUCCCCUACUGCCAGCUUUGACACGUCGCUGGAGGAUGACUCCGGGCGCUACGUACCAGAACCAGAAAAAAGUUCAGCUCCAGAACCUCCCACUCUCUCUGUUAAAGACUCCGAGUCUCUGUCCUGCCUGCUGGCUACCUGCUCUUUCUACGACCACAUGCUGCACGUUUGGAGAUGGGACUGGAGCCCGGAAGAAAAACAGGAAGCCCCUGUUCCUGCCCACUCGUCCUGAAACCCCUUCCUGCUUCUGUUAUGAAUGACCAUGCUGCUCUACAAAUAACCUUCUAGGUUAAUGUUAUUUGGACCUAUACGUUUCUAUUUUGUGUCCUACUGUAACUACAGUAUUGCUUUAAAUAUAUGCAAUUUGGUAUAUUUUUAUUUCAGACAAACCAAGAGUCAUUUUCAAAUUAUAUAUUUCAAAUGUGCUGACUGUUUAUUACAAAAAUGCAAUUUGUACAAUAAAAUAACCACUAAAUCUAA